AUGCAAAUUUUUGCGUACUCUUCUGUGAAGAGGGCCGAUGAGGCUGUUCGAGUAGCCGAGCCGAGAGAGUGCGCGACGGCGCAAUGCUGUGAUGAGCACCGAUUUUGUCGCUUUUGGGCAUCAAAGGGCGAGUGCACAGUGAAUCCGGAUUGGAUGCAAAAGAAUUGUCAAAUGUCGUGUCAAAGAUGCCAAUCAACAACGCCAGCCGCACAGAAUCCAUUCAUCUUGCAUGCAAACAAUGGAAUUCGUCGUCAACCCCCGCAACCGUCUCGAGAUCUCCCACAAGGGUGCUCGGCGGUGAGCACAAGACUCGUCGACAAUCGCCGUGUGUUGGCCCCGGAGGACAUGCAGACGAUUUGGCGAACGAGACCGUGUUCUGAUGUUCAACAAGCGCCCGAUUGUCAAACAAAUCUCUGUUUCCAUCUAAAGUUCAGAUCUUUUGAUGGCACUUGUAACAAUUUGCAGAGAACUUUGGAGGGCUCAGCCUACACCACGUACAGCCGACUUCUCACCGCGCAGUAUGAUGACGGAGUACAAGCGCCAAACAUGCAAGGUCGUCCCUCAGCUCGCUCACUUGUCACUUUUCUUCUGUCGAAUCGAGCCGUCAUCCCGUUGAAGGCAAACUCGUUGGUGAUGUCUUUUGGUCAAUUCCUCUCGCAUGACAUUACAAAAAACGCCUUGCAAGGGCAGUGCGCUUGUGGAGACAAUUCAGCUCAAUGUCUGAACAUUCCGAUUCCUGGAACUGAUCCAAGAUCCCGAUCCGUGUCUUGUAUCAAUUUCAAGAGAGCGAUUCCCGCAUGUGCCUCUCAACUGGGCUCCAUUCGACAACAAAUCAAUGAAAAUACGGCUUUCAUUGAUGCCAGUACGGUCUACCAUUCGAACGCGAGAAAUGCGGAGGGUGCCCGGAUUGGCGCCUUCAUGAGGACAAGUGUUCUCGGUGGAAUGGCUUUCCCUCCAAUCUUUGCACAGAAACAAGAGCUCGAUGUGGGCGACAGUCGCAAUGGAAUCUUCACCGGUUUAGCCAUGUUCCAUACGACUUUCGUUCGCUUGCACAACAACAUUGCUGGUCAAUUGCAAAACAUCAACACUCACUGGAAUCAAGAUCGAGUCUUUCACGAGACGAGGAAAAUCGUCGGAGCUGUCACACAGGCAAUCGUCUACCAAGAGUUCGUCCCAGCUAUCCUUGGCCCAUUCUUCCAGCGACUCGUCCCACAAUACCGAGGCUACGACUCCACGGUGAACCCGUCGAUUCUCAACGAGUUCUCUUCAGCGGCUUUCCGACUUCACGGAAUGAUUCAAGAAUUCUAUCCACUCAAGGACUCAGGCUUUCGAACGGUGGGCAACGUGCCGAUGCAAGACACUUUCCAGCAGGUUCGACGCAUCAUUGGCGGUAAUUUCAUGGACGAUCUCUACAGAGGCCUUAUGCAAACGCCGGCUCGCUCUCCGCAAAGAAUCACGACUUUUAUGACAGAGACGUUCAUCAGCAGCGAUAUGGGAUCAGUGAACAUUCAGAGAGGUCGAGAUCACGGAAUCCGUCCCUACAACGACUACCGCCAACUCUGCAAUCUCAGCCCGUUGCGAUCGUUUGAUGAUUGGCCUGAGGUUAAAGAUCAAGCAGUGCGCAACCGCAUCCGCGAGCUCUACAACGGAAAUGUCGGCCGAAUCGAUUUGUAUGUGGGCGGUCUUGUCGAGGAUCCAGUGGGGAACAGUGUGCUUGGACCGACCUUUUCGUGCAUCAUCGCCGAGCAAUUCACUCGAUUGAGAGACGGGGAUCGAUUCUACUUUGAGAAUCCGAGCAUCUUCAGCGACGAGCAACGUGAGGCGAUCAAACAGGUAACACUUGCUUGGGUACUCUGCGAUACAUCAGCCACCACAUUUGGGCAAAUCCCGGCAAGAGCGUUCUCGAUUGACGAAAGCGGCUCUCAAAUGAGCUCUUGUGCCUCACUUCCGAAGCUCAACCUUCAACCAUGGAGAGAA
Messenger RNA from Mesorhabditis belari, 1977 nucleotides. NCBI's taxonomy places the organism in Eukaryota, Metazoa, Nematoda, Chromadorea, Rhabditida, Rhabditidae. The record is from the annotation of a GenBank genome assembly.